CGACUAUAUCAACAGACGGAUAGAUCCGAAUAACGUAGAAGACAGAGCACGAAAAUGGCGGAUUUAUCACUGAUACUCGUUAACCGCGAGCCGGCCGGAAUCGCCACCGUCACAAUUAACAGGCCGAAGUCUUUGAACUCGCUGACGAAGCAAAUGAUGACGGAUCUAGCUACGGCGUUCAAGUUGUUGGACGCCGACGAGAUGGUUCGGGUCAUAAUACUUUCCGGUUCCGGUCGAGCAUUCUGCUCCGGCGUGGAUUUAACGGCUGCCGAGGACGUGUUUAAGGGGGAUGUGAAGGAUGUCGAGACCGACCCGGUUGCCCAGAUGGAGCGGUGCAGAAAACCCAUUAUUGGAGCCAUCGGUGGGUUUGCGGUCACUGCUGGUUUCGAGAUUGCUUUGGCUUGUGACCUUUUGGUUGCUUCCAAAGACGCUAAGUUCAUGGAUACCCAUGCUAGGUUUGGGAUAUUUCCUUCAUGGGGUCUUUCUCAGAAGCUUUCAAGGAUUAUAGGACCCAACAGAGCUCGUGAAGCUUCUCUGUCUGCCAUGCCCAUAACUGCAGAACAAGCUGAGAGGUGGGGCUUGGUAAAUCAUGUUGUUGAAAGUAGUGAACUGUUGAAGAAGGCUCGACAAGUUGCAGAAAGCAUAAUAAAGAAUAAUCAAGACCUGGUUAUGAGGUACAAGGCUGUUAUUAAUGAUGGGCUCAAACAAGACUUGGGUCAUGCUCUUGUACUGGAGAAGGAGAGGGGUCACGCGUAUUACAAGGGGAUGUCUAAAGAUCAGUUCAAGAAAAUGCAGGAGUUCAUAGCUGGUCGAAGCUCGAAUAAAACUCCUUCCAAGUUGUAAUCAUUCAUUACUCCUUUUACUUCCUGUUGUCAAAAUAAAUUUGUUGGUCCACCAAAACGUCGAAAAGAGCAAUAAAAUGAUCCUGGCCACAAUUUACCAUGUGAUCAUGCCGCAGAUUUACCAUGAAGUUUCAAGUUCUUUCUAGGAGGUGUGAAUAUACCUGGAAAAAGUCGAUAACAUUAUCUUGGCCACCUAAUUUACCCUGGAAAGACUACCAUGUGUGACACUCCAGAUCUACCAUUAGGUUAGGUAUACAAGCUCUUUCUACAAGGUCCAUCAUUUGUGUGGAGAUGGGUCUUAAUUCUUUCUCUUUGCUCAUUUGUUGCAUACGUUCUGUGAUUGGGUUGUAUCUUUGGAGACUUGGCAGGUAAUUUAAUCGAUGGAAGACCUGCUUGGAGGGUUAGUCAUUGGAGCUACCGGAACACCGCAGCCCAACCACGAUGACUGUGAAAUUAGCUUCUGAUUACCGUCAACGGGCCUCCAGAAGCAUAUUAUCAUUCACUCAGCUUCCCAUUGAAACCAAAAUCUGUGUGCACUUCUCAAUCAUCACUCCAUGCUUCUUUAGAAUUUGUAGAGAAAGGAAAGUGAUCCAGAGCAGGAUGGGUUGACAAGAGGCUACAAGUUUAUGUGCAGUGCAGUGCAGUGCCGUUCAUAUAAAAGCUAUAAAUUACCACUUUCUGUGAAGCAGCAACAAGCUAGAAAGCGAUGAAGAUGAUUCACAUUAAUAAUUUCAAAAUGGCAAUUCACUGCCAUUUUAACUAAACUUCAUAUCGACUCUCUCUCUCUCUCUCUCUCUCCUACCUAUUAAAGUAAAGGAGAAAACUAGCUGCAAAAGGGCUCUUAAAUGGUCCCAUCUUAAAGAAUCUUUUGACCUUUUCUUGUAGACCUCAAUUGCACCAUUUUUUUUUUUUUAACGAUUAAAGUUGUUUGAACCAAUUUAAACGUAUUUCAACCAAAUUUCUUUUCCGAUUUAGUCAAAGACUCCUAUUGCACCAUUCAAAGAUCCCAUUAUGAACAAAGACUCCUAUU
Messenger RNA from Ilex paraguariensis (yerba mate), 1872 nucleotides. The record is from the annotation of a GenBank genome assembly. NCBI's taxonomy places the organism in Eukaryota, Viridiplantae, Streptophyta, Magnoliopsida, Aquifoliales, Aquifoliaceae.